Messenger RNA from Linum trigynum, 3914 nucleotides. Lineage: Eukaryota; Viridiplantae; Streptophyta; Magnoliopsida; Malpighiales; Linaceae. The record is from the annotation of a GenBank genome assembly.
GUCAAACUCAUCAAUUUCUAAUUAUUAGUUAUUGGAAACUUUUUUUAUUAAUGUUUUCUAGUUGAGGGGUUCUUUGUAUUUCUUGUUAGUAUCAUGCUAAUACUAAUUUCAGGCAAUACAAAUAUUUUAUUUUAAUGAUUUUUUUAUUUUAAGAUAUUGACCACGAUGAUGAAGAAAGGGGUUUGCUUGUCAUUAUAAAAAAAUUAUGAGGCACACGCAAUGUGGAUCUAUUCGUACAUUUAAAAAUUUUAAGUAUCAAAAUAUAAGAUAUAUAAUUUAUAGCUACUAAAAUAUUAUUUUGCAUCAAUAAUUUGUAGCUACUAAAAAAAAUAGUUACUACAUCUUAAAAUAUAUUAAUUUAGGUAUCAAAACUCUAAUUUACCUAUGGAACCACAAGUUUAUUAAAAAGGGUCACAAGUUCCCUAAACACACACCAGAAACCUCAUAUAGCAGACCACAAGUUUAUUAAAGUGCACUUCUACAAACCAAAAGGAAAAAAGAAAAAGCAGUCACAAGUUGAUUAAAACAAACAACGAGUUCUCUGAAGCAUACCGAAAACCUCAUAACGCAUACGACAAGUUUAUUAAAGCAUACCACAAGUUUCUUAAGGUAAAUCACAAGUUUCCUGAAACAUACCAAAAACCUUAUAACGCAUACCACAAGUUUAUUAAAGCAUAUCAGAAGUUUAUGAAAGCCGACCGCAAAGUUUCUUAAACCAAACAAGAAAUCUUAUAAAGCAUACCACAAGUUUCUUAAAAUGGACCACAAACUUCAUCAAAUUGGACCUAUAUGUAAAUUAUUAAAAUGUAAGACAUACAAUUUUAAGUUACUAAAAUGUAAUUUCCAUUAAUAUUUUAUGACAUAUGUGCAAAAGUGAGUAUAAAUCGGUCACUUGGUAUAUUGGAAUCAUCAAAUCCCAUUUAUUAUCGUGAUUUUUUCAAAUCCAAAGCGCGAGCAAAUUUGACACCAAAAACUUUUCUUUACAUGACUCCCAAAUUCAGUAUGCAUGUUUAGGGCCUUUAAAUAGCGGAGUUGGAAAAACAUGUUUAGGGCCUUUAAAUGGCGGAGUUGGAAAAACCUCAUUGAUGUUGGAUACGAAAUGCAACACCAAAAUCCAUUGAUCUAAAAACCCCUAUGUUUCUGUUUACACCUAAAAAUAAUUUGGCCUGAAUUAAAUGCCACAUUAAUUAGUCUCGGCAUUUAAUUCGAUAUCGCAGGACAAAAAACGAUGUCGUUUGGAGUCGAGCAAUACCGCGGAGAAUUUAAGCGAGACCGCGGUACUUGAAACGACAUUGGUUGCAGACCAUGUGUGAGUCAUGCGCAUGACAUGUAUUGCUGUUGGACAAGGAAUGUUCUUUUUAUUCUAUUUUUCCUUGUCAGAGGAGGAGAGUAACAGCACCGUUUGGAGUCAAGCAAUGUUGCGAAGAGAUAAAACGGUGCCGCGAACCUCAAAGCUCAACGGCAUCGCGAGACAGGGAAACAGUGUCGUUUGGCUAAAAACGGCACCGCGACAAGCGGCAUCACGGAUGAGUUAAAACGAUACCGCGAGUAAGCCCAACGGUACCGUUGUGCUAGAGAAAACGACAGUGUUUAAUAUAAAACAAUGUCGCGGAGGAAAAGCAAACGGAGCUGUUUGAGGAAGAAAACGACACCGCAAGUAAGCCCAACAAUGUUGUGGUACGUGAAAUAUUUAAUUAAUGCGGUGUCGCAAGGCUAAAAAUGCCAACGCAGCGGAAUUUAUGUUGCGGUCGCAAAUUCAGUGGCGUUGCGAGUUCGACAACGCCGAGAAAUUCAACGAUGCCGCAAGGCCAAAACAACAUCGUGGAGCUCAACGACGUAGUGAGCUUGACGGUGUUUCAAGCUGAGCAAUGCCGUGAAUGGGUUCAACGACGUCGUUAUGGAAACUUUGUUGGUGGAGGUGUAAACGACGUCGCGGGCUCAUGAAAAUAACGGAGUUAUUUUCUUGCACGGGAGAUUCGGAAGUGAAGAGAAUAUCAAAGCAGUUGAAGACUACGACUCUGUGGAUAAGAGUGAAGACACGUGGGAGUUCACGACGGAGCGGUUGAGGAAGCAGUUCCGCAGGGCGUGAAGACUAUGCAAGUGAUUUCAAAUAAAAGCAGCGGAGCAAGGAGAGAGAAAGGGACAACCAAAUCAACACAGAAACACCUCUGUCAAAACUUUACCUUUUCUCUGUAACUCCUUCGCGGAGCUCUCCUUCCAGGAAGGAUCUCCAUAGUUGUAGUCUUAGUCGUAGUCGCGGAGCUCUCCACAGGAAUCUCCAUAGGAGUAGCGGUAGCGUAGAUUCCUAAAAACUCAAACACCCUCGUUCGAACGUAGUUUGGAGAGGUGCGAACCGUAGUAACGGUCGUUCUUGGUUAGAAGUCAGAGGUGCAUCGAUCAAAUCAACAUCGCCCCGCGGUGGAUAUUUGACGGUCACGUUGAUUUCACCAUUCAGAGGUGCAUCGAUCAAAUCAAUGGCGCCGACAUUCGGCGGCGGAUAUUUGACGGUCAUCUCGAUUUCAACAAUCAGCGGUGCAUCCGAUCAAACGGCACCUCAAGAGUUUCCACUGCGAGACAUCAAAUCAACAUCGCCGGAAACCAAAAUCGGCACCGGCGGUGGCAUUUGAUUUUCCCGAGGAAACAUUUUGGCACGCCCGGUGGGAUACGUGUGUUUGAAGUGAAAUAUGACUCUGCGGCAUGGAAAACACUACAUUGAUCUUCCACAAGAAUCUGUGAAGGUGGAGCAUGUGGUCGGCAUUGAAGUUUACCAAGCAGAGGAGGCAGAUAGACAUAUCGGUUGGAUGAAGGAGUGGCCCCAAUCCAUGUCGAGCAUCGAUGGGCAUGUUGCACUCCUGUCUCUUCGUCGAUCUGUAGAGGAGUAUUACCGGCAGGUAAAUCUCUAUUUUAUCUCUUUAAAUAAGCCUUGUGAUUCUCUUGGAAGACAUAUGGACCAAUUUUUUGAGAUGAUAGAUGAACAUGUUUCCGGUAUUGCCAAUAAGGAUUCACUUAAACUUGUGGCUAAAACAGUGGCGUUAGGGGCCAGCAAAUCUCAUGUUGGUUCUCCUGUGAACACUAUUGUUUUGAAUGACAGGAAAGUUAGAGCGGUCUUGCGAAAGCCACAACAAAGAACAAAAUUUAAACGUGUUUAUAAUAAGUUUCAGAAAAUUAGGAAGAACAAGUGUGAUAUCUUGAAAGAUGACAAAUUUUACGGCAUUGUUCAAUCUAAGCCGCUAGGGGGGCAUGUCAUCCCAGAUCGUGGUAGAUUGAAGGAGAAACAACACCGUAAGUGGCAAAUAAGUUUGCCACAUCCACCUUAUUGUAAGAAAAAUCGAACUGGGGUCACCACAGACACUAUUCAAGAUGGAGGUGGUGACCACGUGAAAAAAACCAAUCCCGCAAGAAUUGGCAUGAAUCAAAAGAACCCUCAUUGUAAUUUGUCCCCAAAGCCUCCACUGAGUGAACAUGUGGGCAAAUUCAAUCAAACCCGACAUGGGGUUGCCACGCCAAUGCUGGCUGGGAACAAAUCUUCCAUGAUUUUUGGGCAGGGGGGCAAGCUAAAUGUCCAAAAAAUUCCAAUCCCACGUGAAAAUUCAAAAGAUACCAAGUGGUUAUGUGAUAUGUGCAAAAAUCAAAAUAACCACAUGACUGUUGAUGAAGCUCGUAAGCCUCAAACUCAACAACGUCGUGAGUGUGUGUGCAGAUGACAAAACAAGACCAGUCUGGGCAAGCGAUGCCACAUGGUCGAUUUGGUAGGACAAAGACGUUAAAAAACUCCAAUGUCCCGCCAAGAGUAAAAAACACCGGUGAUUUUCUCUGUCACGGCCCUAUGACGGUCAUCUCGAGGAAACAGUUUCUUUUUAAAUAUUCACUUGUUUUUUAAUCAUGAAUCUUUUUCAUAAAACUUAAUUUUGACA